This is a messenger RNA of Triticum urartu, 1344 nucleotides long. RefSeq names its product aspartic proteinase nepenthesin-2-like. The record is from RefSeq and is a predicted model, not a curated record. Gene Ontology annotation, cellular component: extracellular region. Lineage: Eukaryota; Viridiplantae; Streptophyta; Magnoliopsida; Poales; Poaceae.
AUGGAGAUCACCGUCUCCACCGUGCUGCUGCUUGUUGCCGGUGUGCCAGUCCAUGUCCUGCCUACGAUGUGCACGGCGGUCCGUGGCUUCAGCCUCCCGCUGGUCGCCAACCACGGCGGGGGCACGCACCGUGUGGACGCCGAUGGCUUCAUGGUCGUGAACACCACGAGCUUCCACCACCGUCCCUCCCUGACGGCCCCCCCGAGGUACACGUAUGGCGUGGCCGUGACCAUUGGCACGGGCCGCGGCAAGGGUACCCAUUUCCUCGUGCUAGACACGGCCAGCAGCCUGCCGUGGAUGCGGUGCGUGCACUGCUUGCCGGUGCAACGGCAACGUAGCCCGGUGUUCGACCCUAGCCACUCGAGCAGCUACCGCCCUCUCCAUCCGGCGAACCCCCUGUGCCGGACGCCCAACCCCAUCCACCCCGCCGGCGACAAGUGCUCCUUCCACCUCCCAGAGGAGGCACACGGCUUCGUCGGCGUCGACACCAUCGUUCUGGGUGAUCCGACUUUGCCUAUCCAUGGCAUCGCCUUCGGGUGCGCGCAGGCCACCGAGGGGUUCGACACCAAAGGCACGUUCGCAGGCACACUGGGCAUGGGCAGGCUGCCUUCCUCCCUUAUCAUGCAGAUCAAGGACCGUGUCGCCUGGCGCUUCUCCUACUGUUUGAUCGGCCCAGGUCACAGCCAGGACCGACAUGGCUUCAUCCGCUUCGGCGCCGACAUCCCGGAGCCCUCGCCUCUAGUCCACCAUCGCAUCAAGAUCCUUCCCACGCCGCCACACCACCCGCACGGUGCCGCCGACUCGGCCUACUACGUGAAGCUUCUGGGUGUGAGCCUCAACGGGUCCCCGAUCCAGGGUAUCCACCAAACUAUGUUCGAGCGGCGGCACGACGGGUCAGGCGGGUGCUUCGUGGAUGCCGGCACAGAGAUCACCCAUCUGGUGCCGGCGGCGUACACGCUCGUGGAGGAGGCGGUGGCCCAUGUGGUGCAGCAGUGGGGGUACAAGCGUGUGCGUGACCGCGACUUCCACCUGUGUUUCCGGGAGGAGCCCGGGAUCUGGUCGCGCAUCCCGAGGUUGACGCUUGACUUUGAGGGCCCGCCUACUCGGCACGGGGAGCCCACGCGCGCGCACCUGGAAAUCGGCUCCCGGCACCUCUUCUUGAAGGUUGAAAACGAGCAGGUGUUGUGCUUUGGUGUGUACCCCACGACCUCGCGCCACCCGACGGUCAUCGGCGCCAUGCAGCAGGUGGAUACGCGAUUCAUUUUUGACCUCAGGGCCAACACCAUCACCAUCCACCCAGAGAGCUGUGAAGCCGACACCGAGCCCACCCCGUCCGAGUGGUGA